This is a messenger RNA of Fusarium musae, 1440 nucleotides long. RefSeq lists its product as uncharacterized. The transcript is spliced from 5 exons. The record is from RefSeq and is a predicted model, not a curated record. Gene Ontology annotation, molecular function: monooxygenase activity; oxidoreductase activity, acting on paired donors, with incorporation or reduction of molecular oxygen; heme binding. Lineage: Eukaryota; Fungi; Ascomycota; Sordariomycetes; Hypocreales; Nectriaceae. Bases 1 to 1440 code for a protein of 479 amino acids.
AUGAUUCGCGACCUCCAAGGCGUAAUUGGCUAUGUCUUCUACUACGCCUUCUUCCAUCCUCUGGCCAAGUACCCCGGCCCCUUCUGGGGAAAGUUUACAGGACUCCGUGCAGCUUACCACGCCUGGAUUGGGGAUGUACAUAUUGAUAUGUGGAAAUGCCACGAGAAAUAUGAUGUCUACGGACAUAACAAGAACGUGCGCAAGAGCCUUGCUUAUCUGGCCAUGGUCCACAAAACUCCUAGCACCUUCACCCUGAUGGAUCGGCACGAGCAUGCAUGGAAAAAGCGGAUCUUGAGCCAGAAGCUAUCGGAUUCAGCCAUCCGAUCCUUCGAGCCCAAGAUCACGGGCAUGAUUGAUCGCUUCUGCCAAUACGUCUGUCCCCCCGCUAGCACGGGCAAAGAAAACACCGUGUCGAAGCCCUUCAACAUGUCAGAAAUGUGCGAUUAUCUUUUCUUUGACCUUGUUACCUCCAUUGUCUUUGGUGAGAACUUCGACUUGAUUCGAAGUCCGUGGUACCGUCAUAUCCCGCCUGCGCUUGCUCGUUCAAAUGAGCGUAUUAGCGUAAUUGUGCAGUGGCCGUAUGUUGUGUGGCGGCGUAUGGACAAGGUUCUCUUCCGCAACUCCGUGGCUGGACGAAAGGACUUUUUGCGAUUUGCUCACAACUUGGUCACCGAGAGAGUGCAGCGUGGGUCUGGAGAUGAUGUCUUGUCUGGCUUACUGGAUGCUGCAGACCCAACUACAGGAAACAAACUGACCCAAGAUGAAAUCGUUGCUGAGAGCAUUCUGAUGCUCGUAGCUGGCUCUGACACUUCAUCAACCCUCUUGGCGUCUCUGUUCUUCUAUCUUACUAGAAACCCCGACAAGAAGGAUCGUUUGACCCGUGAAGUCCGCUCCAAAUUUUCAACCCGAGAAGAGAUCUGUCUCGGUCCAGCCCUCAACUCUUGUCGCUUCCUCUACGCGUGUAUCAUGGAAUGCUUACGUCUAACGCCCCCAGUUGCAGCAGCACCGUUCCGUGAAGUCCUCAAGGGCGGCAUGAUCGUCGACGGUCACUACGUUCCUGAAGGCACCAACGUUGGAACUGGACUUUUCAGUAUCCAACACAACCAGGAGUACUUCUAUAGCCCUUUUGAGUUUAUUCCUGAGAGAUGGCUGUCAGAAGGAAAGAAUGCUGGUCCUCACAACCCGGACGCUCAUGUUCCUUUCUCCAUCGGUCCUCGUGUCUGUCUUGGAAGGGCACUUGCUCACGCUGAACUUAGCCUUGCCAUGGCUAUCAUCUGCUGGAAGAUGGACUUCAACGUGGUUGAAAGCAUGAAGGACAUUGGAGCCGGCAACGAGAAUGCCGAGUACGGUAGACACAGGCCAGGAGAGUUCCAGCUGUAUGACCAUAUUACAUGUGCACGAAAUGGACCAAUGGUUGAGUUUAGAGAGAGGUCAUUCUGA